AUGAUGGAGGCUAUGUUGCUGGGAUGGCAGGGGGGGCGUAACUCUCACCCACAGGGCCUCUACUCCAGCAGGAAUAUCGACGGGGAGGGGGCGGGGAAGACCAACAAGCUGGCCGAAGCUGCUCUAGAGCGCCUAAGGUCACACGUUCUUCCCAUGUCAGGUCAAGACGUAAAUGUCUUAGAGACCUCGAUUGACACCCAUUUGUUAGGACUUGAUCUAUACACAGUGACCGAAAGGAGAGGACAGCUGGAAAGAAAAUUAGAAGAAUGGAGAGUUGCUUUGGAAAGCAGAGGAAUGAGGAUUAGUAGGUCCAAAACUGAAUAUUUUACGACGGAUACAAGGGGCGAUCAACAGGCCACAAUAAUUAGACUGAAUGGUGAAAAGUUGAAGAGAGUGAAAACAUUUAAGUACUUGGGAUCGAUGGUAGACGAGACAGGGGAAAUGGAAAAAGAAGUGAACUUCCGGAUUCAGUGUGGCUGGAACAAUUGGCGGCAAGUUUCGGGUGUGAUAUGCGAUAGAAGGGUACCAGUAAGAGUGAAGGGCAAAGUCCACAAAGCAGUCGUUAGACCUGCUUUGAUGUAUGGGCUAGAAGCAGCACCUUUGAAGAAGAUUGAAGAGAGGAAGAUGGAUGUAGCAGAGAUGAAGAUGUUGAGAUGGAUGGUGGGAGUCAACAGAACAGACCGAAUUAGGAAUAAGUACAUAAGAGGAACGGUGAAAGUAGUUGAAGUCUCCAAGAAGAUCCAGGAGUCAAGGUUGAGGUGGUAUGGACACUUGAGAAGAAAAGUUGGCGAAGACCACGUAGGAAGGGAGAUAAUGGAAAUGGAGGUGGAGGGAGUUAGAAGAAGAGGACGGCCCAAAAGAAGAUGGAUUGACUGCAUAAACGGAGAUCUUGGGGAGAAGAAUAUAAAUCCAGAGAUGGCAAACAAUACGAGUAGAAAUACGUGGAGAAGGCUCAUUCACAACGGCGACCCCGAAUAG
This is a messenger RNA of Scylla paramamosain (green mud crab), 978 nucleotides long. RefSeq lists its product as uncharacterized. The record is from RefSeq and is a predicted model, not a curated record. The transcript has 4 exons. Bases 1 to 978 code for a protein of 325 amino acids. NCBI's taxonomy places the organism in Eukaryota, Metazoa, Arthropoda, Malacostraca, Decapoda, Portunidae.